This is a messenger RNA of Dichotomopilus funicola, 477 nucleotides long. RefSeq lists its product as uncharacterized. NCBI's taxonomy places the organism in Eukaryota, Fungi, Ascomycota, Sordariomycetes, Sordariales, Chaetomiaceae. The coding region runs from base 1 to 477 and encodes 158 amino acids. The record is from RefSeq and is a predicted model, not a curated record. The transcript has 3 exons. Gene Ontology annotation, cellular component: membrane.
AUGGAAGCUGUUGCGAGGAGCGUCGCUCAAGCGACGCAAGUUGCCUCGACGCAACUGGCCGGGGCGAGGGCAAUCGCUGAGCCCCUUGUAGCUACCACUGGCGGUGCUGUUCUCAAGGCUGCCGAGGAGCUCGGAAAAGGCGCCGUGGAACACAUAAAAGAUCAUCCCAUCCAAGCCGUCGCCAUGGCUGGGGGUGUGGUCCUUAUGGCCAGUCCCGCAGGCAUUGCGCUACCCGUCCUUAACGUUGUUGGAUUUGGUUCUGGGGGCGUUGCCGCCGGUUCCAUUGCUGCUAGUAUCCAAAGUGGGAUCGGCAGCGUUGUAGGAGGAAGCGCUUUCGCUGUUUGCCAGAGCGCGGCCGCUGGAGGGGCGGGCGCGGCCGCUGUGAAUGGAGUCGUGGCGGGUGCGGGAGCUGCAGUGUCGGCUGCCGCUGUGGGUGGAAGGUUCUUGGUGUCGAAGCUCUCGCGAGGAGGCUUGUAA